AGGAUAUCAGGUGAACCGGAACGAUGGAUACGAACAUGCGGAAAUUUACGGUGAGAAGAUGGUUUUCCGUGUACCUGCGCAGAAAGUCGCGGUCCAAAUGCUCGAGUUUAUGCAAACUAGAGGAUGACAGUAUCUUAAAGGAGUUUGAUAUCAGCCAUCAUGUGAAAGAAGGCUUUGAGAAAGCAGAUCCAACACAGUUUCAGCUGCUCAAGGUGUUGGGACAGGGCUCGUAUGGAAAGGUCUUCUUGGUGAGAAAAAUCAAAGGCUCCGACACAGGACAACUCUAUGCCAUGAAGGUCUUAAAAAAGGCAACACUUAAAGUGCGGGACCGAGUGAGGUCCAAAAUGGAGCGAGACAUUCUCGCAGAAGUCAAUCAUCCUUUCAUUGUCAAACUCCACUAUGCCUUUCAGACAGAAGGAAAGCUGUACCUUAUUCUGGAUUUUCUCAGAGGGGGGGAUCUUUUCACGCGCCUCUCUAAAGAGGUGAUGUUUACUGAGGAGGAUGUGAAGUUUUAUUUGGCUGAGCUGGCCUUGGCCUUGGAUCAUCUUCACAGUCUGGGCAUCAUCUACAGAGAUCUCAAACCAGAGAACAUUCUCCUUGAUGAAGAAGGCCAUAUAAAGAUCACAGAUUUUGGCCUGAGCAAAGAGGCGAUCGAUCAUGACAAACGAGCGUACUCGUUCUGCGGGACCAUCGAGUAUAUGGCCCCAGAGGUGGUUAAUAGAGGGGGUCACACUCAAAGUGCUGACUGGUGGUCUUUUGGUGUGUUAAUGUUUGAAAUGCUGACUGGAUCCCUGCCAUUUCAAGGCAAAGACCGCAAAGAGACCAUGGCAUUUAUUCUCAAGGCAAAACUGGGCAUGCCACAGUUCCUAAGCACAGAAGUCCAGAGUUUAUUGCGGGCUCUAUUUAAAAGAAACCCUUCCAAUAGAUUAGGCGCAGGACCUGAUGGAGUGGAAGAAAUCAAACGGCAUAUUUUUUUUGCAACAACAGACUGGAAUAAGUUAUAUAGACGUGAAAUCAAGCCUCCGUUUAAACCAGCAGUGGGCCGACCAGAGGACACCUUCCAUUUUGAUCCAGAGUUCACAUCCCGCACACCAAGAGAUUCACCCUGUGUUCCGACCAGUGCAAACGCCCACCAGCUCUUCCGUGGCUUCAGCUUUGUGGCCUCUAACCUGGGUCAAGAACCACCAUUGGCCGAGACCAAGCUAAACUCUGUGAACCCUAUUGUACAGCAACUUCAUGGCAACAACAUCCUUUUCACUGACGGCUACGAUUUAAAGGAGGAUAUCGGUAUCGGAGCAUAUUCGGUGUGCAAGCGAUGUGUCCACAGAAUCACCAGCGUGGAAUAUGCAGUCAAAAUUAUUGACAGAGCCAAGAAGGACCCGUCUGAAGAGAUCGAGAUCCUUCUGCGAUACGGCCAGCACCCAAACAUCCUAACUCUCAAAGAUGUCUAUGAUGAUGGAAAGUUUGUGUAUCUGGUGAUGGAGCUGAUGAGAGGUGGAGAGCUGCUGGACCGGAUCCUGCGGCAGAAGUGCUUCUCAGAGCGAGAGGCCUCAGCUGUACUCUGUACCAUCACUAAAACUGUGGAGUAUCUGCAUUCACAAGGGGUUGUACAUCGAGACUUAAAGCCCAGUAACAUCCUGUAUGUUGAUGAGACAGGCGACCCGGAGUCCAUCAGAAUCUGUGAUUUUGGGUUCGCCAAACAGUUACGAGCAGAAAACGGUCUGCUCAUGACCCCCUGCUACACUGCAAACUUUGUAGCACCAGAGGUCCUGAAGAAACAGGGUUAUGAUGCCGCCUGCGACAUCUGGAGUCUGGGGAUCUUACUGUACACCAUGCUGGCAGGUUUCACGCCCUUCGCUAAUGGCCCUGAUGACACACCAGAGGAGAUCUUGGCCCGCAUUGGCAGUGGGAAAUUUGCCCUGUCAGGAGGCAACUGGGACACAGUCUCUGAGGCAGUCAAGGACAUUGUCACUAAAAUGCUGCAUGUGGACCCUCACCAGCGGCUGACAGCACCUCUGGUUCUCAGACAUCCCUGGAUAGUCAAUUGCGAUCAGUUAUCUCAGAUCCAGCUCAUCAGACAGGACGUGCAACUGGCGAAGGGGGCAAUGGCUGCCACAUACUCCGCUUUGAACCGAUCGCCUCAGGCCCCGAAACUGGAGCCCGUUCUGUCCUCCGGUCUGGCUCAAAGGAGAGGAAUGAAGAGACUCACAUCCACUCGUCUAUAGCACUCUGACCACAGAGGCAUCAACAGCUUUAAGACAUGUCCAGCGUCCAGCCUUUGGACAGGGCACCAGGCUGCCACCAAAGCAUCCAGAGCAAUCUCCAAAGAGUGGCAAAUGAUCUGCCCAGUGUUUCCACUGAUGUUAAGAGAUUGCUGAAGCCCAGAUGCAAAUAUCACAGCUGUCAGGACUGCAAAACAGGCUGAUAUGUCUGUUGUUUUGUGGAUGAGCACUUGUGUAUCAUUAUGGAAAUGUUUUAGCUUGGAAUGGUGGACAGCAUAGAUCACGGUUAUCCUUCCCAAACUGUGUGCAAUCGGUUGGAAAUGCUGUCGUUUGCACAUGCAUGACAUGUACAGUACAGUGAGAAAUGAAUGGUUGAGCAGUAUGGUGUUAAUGAAAGCACCCAUACUUAUUUGAUUGCUUACUUUCUUUAUGUCCCAGUUAUAUGUUUUAUGUUGUAUAAUGCUGAGACUUCAAGUGGACAACCAUUUACGUGAGGAAUAUUUUAUUUUUAAAAGCAGCUAUUUUAAUUCUGAUGUUUGUAUAUUUUGUUCAUCUUCCGUAUUUGGACUAAAUUGGUUAAUUUAUUUAUUUGUCUUUGGUUCAUUUGUUGAUAUUGCAUGUACAGUAUAUGUACUGUAUUUUUAUAUCUGACUGUCUAUGUAUUUAUUUAUACAUUUAUAGAAAAUAUCUGGUUCAUUUUUGUAUAUGUAAUUAUUAUUUUUAAGUGACCUUUAUGCAUAAACAUAAAACCCAAACAAGUGCCACACCUUUGUACUAGGUAAAGUGACUAUAAUAUUAACGUGGGCAUGCGUAUAAAAUUUCCUGGAAAUGUGAAGAAUUUGCAAAUACAGUUUGAACUAGAUUACUAAAUUGUAGCUCUAUGUGUAUUGCAUAUAGUCUUUAGAUCAAAGUUCUGGCAAACACAUGACAUGGUGGAUGUAUUGAGGCCAUCAUCUACACUGACAUUAUUAUCCCUGAUAAUCUGAGCUAAAGUGAGGUUUUAGACUACUUUGAUCAAUAUUCCGAAAUUCAAUGCUAUUACAAAAAUUAAACAGGUGCUAGAAUUUUUGUUAAACUACAUAAUGCACUCUGUUAAACUUAGAAAUCCCAUUUGCAUGCAGUCGUGCACUUUGAACUUUGUAGCAGCUUCUGAAACACUAAUGAUAGCAGUAGAUGCAUUUUGUAAGAUAAAUUGGAGACAGUCCAAUAUUUUUGUAUGAAUAUGAUGAUACAGAUGAUCAGCAGCCAAACACUUCAUCUCUUGUUGGUGUGGCUUAAUUUUUACAUGUGAAAUUGUUUUGUUUGAGAUUUGUUGUUUAAUGCUGGGGUUUUUUCAGCACCCUCACCAGUGUUUAAGGGAAACAGGCUUAUGUCAUUACAUCAGUGCUUUUGUUAGAAAACUAAACAGUUAAUGCUGCACACCAGUGACUCCCUACAGUGAUACCAAAUAGCAGUAUUGUUAGGACACAUCCUUGUUAGAAAAGGCUAUAGUUUAUGCUCUAUGUUGGAGUGCAUACCAAAUGUUUCUAAAAUA
Molecule: messenger RNA, 3756 nt
Organism: Xyrauchen texanus (razorback sucker)
Lineage: Eukaryota; Metazoa; Chordata; Actinopteri; Cypriniformes; Catostomidae
Product: ribosomal protein S6 kinase alpha-2-like
Exons: 21
Coding region: 24-2225 (733 amino acids)
Biological process (GO): intracellular signal transduction; protein phosphorylation
Molecular function (GO): magnesium ion binding; ribosomal protein S6 kinase activity; ATP binding
Source: RefSeq, a predicted model, not a curated record